This is a messenger RNA of Symbiodinium sp. CCMP2456, 389 nucleotides long. The record is from the annotation of a GenBank genome assembly. Lineage: Eukaryota; Dinophyceae; Suessiales; Symbiodiniaceae.
GCGUGUGUCACUGGUUGCUGCCAGACAGUUCGCAACCUCUUGCGUGAGGGCGCCGAUGUCAACUUCACGUGGGAGGGUUGCAUCAAGGAUGCACAGCUGUGUGGCCGGCAUACUGCUCUCUCCAUUGCAGCGGCAUUGUCUACUCCAGAAAUCAUCGAGGAGCUUCUAGCAGCUGGUGCGAAGCCCGACAUCUCAAACGACAAGCUUGGGAACACUCCUCUAGGAAUGGCCGCACUUUUCGGCAACCAUGCAGUGAUUCCCGCACUGGUGGAGGAGGGGCACGAAGAGGUUCACAGAGGCAAUUACCUGGGCCAUGCACCAAUCGUGUUGGCCGUGACGACGCAGAACGCGCAGGUCACCGACCGGCUGUUGCGGCUGAAAGCCGACCC